Molecule: messenger RNA, 3906 nt
Organism: Cygnus atratus (black swan)
Lineage: Eukaryota; Metazoa; Chordata; Aves; Anseriformes; Anatidae
Gene: CCDC127
Product: coiled-coil domain containing 127
Exons: 2
Coding region: 1-1077 (358 amino acids)
Source: RefSeq, a predicted model, not a curated record
AUGCUUCUAAUGGAACAGCCGAGAGGGGUUGGGCCGGCAGCUCAGGGGCAGCAGCGGCUUCCCCGGACGCGGCGCCGGCGGCGGCCCGAAGGCUUCCGAAGAGACCCGAAGGGGCCCGAAGACACCCGAAGGCACCCCGAGGGUACCCCGAAGGCGCCCGAAGGCACCCGAAGUGGCCCGAGGGCGUCGAGGCGUCCGUUUGGCGCUGCCGAGCUCCCCGCCUCAGGGCCCGGCCUUGCCUUCCCCGGCGGGCCCGGUGCGGGCAGCCAGCAGGGCGCCCCCAUGAACAACCUGAACGAGCCCCCCGGCUGGAACAUCCUGCCCAACCGCAGGGAGCCCGGCGAGGAGGGCGGCCGGUGGAACUACGCCCUGCUGGUGCCCAUGCUGGGCCUGGCGGCCUUCCGUUGGAUCUGGACCAGAGAAUGUCAGAAGGAAAUAGAAAAGGAAAAAAACGAGUAUUACAGAAAACAUUCAUCUCUACAGAAAGACCUGGAAGCCAAAUACCGGGAUACGAUCACGGAAAGUCGUCGCGCGGUUGCUCACUUGGAGCUGGAGCUUGAAAAGGAGCGCAACAGGACCCUGAGCUACCGUGAAGCCCUCGUGUCCCAGAGUCGCAAGCUAGUAGAAGAGAGGAGAAGCCUAGAACAGGAGCAGGAGAAGUUGGAGAGGGAGAAACAAGUUCUUUUGCACUCGGGAGCAGCAGGUAACUUGUACCAAAGUUGCCUGGCAAAGGAAGAAGAAUGGCAAAAGAGAGCCAACGUUUUACUAAAAGAAUUUGAAGAUGGACUUAAGGAAAGACAGGAGAUCUACUGCAGUCUUGUGGUACCCAGAAGCCAGAGACUAGAAAUAGAGAAAAAUUUGCUAGUUAAAGCGGCAACUGAUCCUGUUGCUGUGGCUCUACAUAUGGAAAGUGGCUUAAAAGAUAUUUUCAAACAUGAUAACUACUGUGGCAAUCUGCUGAACAGAAGCAGAAGUCAAAAUGGAAGACUUAUGUGGUUGUAUUUGAGAUAUUGGGAACUAGCUAUUGAACUACAGAAGUUCAAGAGGGUAGAAAAAGCAGUGUUAGGAAAACGGUAGGGGGAGUAAUGGUGUUUCAUGUGGUCUGCUGUGAAGAGUAGGGACAAUCACACUUGUAGUCUGAAGCUGUCACAUUUUCUUUCUGUGUUUCCAUUUCUACUCUUCACUGCAUUUGUAUUUGCAUGGGACGUGCAGUGUUGGUGCCUUUCCUUUCACUAACAGCAGAUACUCCAGCAAGCUAUGCAUGCUCUAAAACUCUGUGUUUGUAUUGCAGACUGCAGUGUACUCCAGAGAUAUGCAAGCUUCCAUAGGGAUCAGAAGGAGCUAAACAGAAGUCACUUCAGAGUAAUUUACCAAGCUGAAGGUUGUGCUCUAUCAACAGAAAAGUGAGAUUUGUCUCCACUGUGUGGGCAGCACACUGUGCUCCUUAUGCAUGCAUUGCGUGCUGCCUCAACGCUGUCUUUUUUAAGCAAGACUGAUUUUGAGCCAGAUCUUUGGAAGAGACCAUGAUUGAGCAAGAUGCUUGUCACGUAAAUCUUAUGCGUAUAUACACACAUAUAUACAAAUAUAUAUGUGUGUGUAUGCGUAUGUAUCUGUGUGUAUGUAUAUAUAUCAAAAAUGUAUGCAUCAGUACUCUGAGAGGGGAAUAGUGUGAUUGUGCUUCAGGUUGAUCAGUCUUGUAUUGUCUUCCAGGCUCAAAAUACAAAUAGGACUUUAUGGACGAAACAUCCAAAAGAUGCUACUUAAAAUAACAUUUAAACAGAUUGAGGAGAGCCUCACUGGAGUUAGGGAGACGUGUUUGAAUACUAAAAUAAUAUAUAAACUUGAAGUUGUAUCCUCAUAAUACAGUAGAAAUGUUGACAAUGCUUACGUUUUUCUCUCAGUUAAGGUUUCAGUGAUAACCUAACAGUGUGCCUCCAUUAUGCACAUCACCGUGCUGCUGCCUCUGCAUCCCAGUGCACUUAGGGUACGUGUUCAGCUUCCAGGAAUCUCCGUAGUCACUGCGCCUGGCUCUGUUGCUCCUUCAGGCUCUGAUUGUUGUGCUCAGAAGGGUGGCAGCCACCCUUCUUCCCUGACUGCCUCUGUUCUCCCAGACCUGAAGUACGCUUUUCCACAACUCUGAAAUUUUGAGCUUACAGUUCACCCCUUCACAUACCCAUGACCGUGGAAAUCCUACAGAUGUACAAGUUCUGUAAAGACUUACGAAGCAGAGCUUUUUACUUGAAUUACCACAAUAAACAUAUCUAGAUACAAAAAAUAAAUACCCCAGUGGGUUUCCAUGCGUGAAAUCCCUUAAAUCUUUGGCUCCUUGUAGAGCAUAGGAACUACCUUCAGUUUCAAAAGUGCCAUGUGUUUUGGAGUGGAAGUCUUUUUUCCUUCUCCUUUCUAAUCCAGCCUUAGACCCCAAAGGGACAAUUGUUACCCUUUUGUUUAUAAUGUCGGUCUUUGUUACUUGACUUCAAUCAGUGUUGGUAGGUUGUCAUUCUUUAGUUAGCAUUUCUUUAUUAGCUGAGGGAUAGACUUGCCAAACAUGUUUGCUCUAGGCCAUCAGCUAUCGCAUGGCCCAGAAACAAUCCAGCUCGGUGGAUGCCCAUCCAAGUUUAACAGAACUAGCAGAUGUGGAGCUUUCUCUUAUUAUUGCCUCUCAGUUUCAUUUCUGUCAGGAAACGGAAUACAACUCUUUUGAAGUAGUGUAUAGAACCUAAUGCAGUUCCUCAGCAAAAAUAUCUAACGUGAAACAAAAUUCUUGAACGUUUGUUUCCCAAAUACUCAGUUUUUCAUCUGUUACUUUGCUCACCUUGUUGGUGCCAAUGGUGAUGUAUUGAUUUAUUAACCUCUUAUGGACUGGUUUUAUUUUUAAAUAAAGUUUGAGUGGACAAACAUGGAGGGAAAAAAAGAGAUACCAUCGCAGACACCAGAAAGGCCAAAGGUUGUCUGGAUGCCAAGCUCAUGCAGGUUCAGCCAUGAGAAUGUGAUUGAGUUAGUGCUCAUGUGACAACCUUAGCCAAGCUGCUGAAGCUGGCCAUAUCCAUGUGCCCUAAUUGCCCAGUAGAACAAAUAAUUCAGAACAACUUAACUCAUGUGCCGUUCCUUCAGGAUGUGGAAAGUGUCUGCCCACCCAGCUGUAGUGCAUUUCAUAUGUAGGUACAAGCAGUUACAGCAACUCAGCGGAACAGCUGUAGACAGUGAAUCAAUGCCAAUAUAUUCAAGACUCAUGCCUCGACUUUGUGCAUCUUCACUCGUUCUUAAUACUAAAUGAAGAAACAUUUUAUGCUUUUUUCAGUUUUUCAUAGUAUAUGUCCCUGACAUCAAAAUAUUUAAAGAAAACAUAAUCAGGAAGUAAAAUACUUUUCAGUAUAAAUAAAUGAUUGGAAGCAUCACAUGCUUGAUUGUAUGUGGUUGGAUGCAAAGGAAUAAAUACAAUAUUCACUUCUUUAGAAGUGCCAGCUAUUUGCACAGCUGAUUGUUGAACUAUUGUUCAUGGACACUUUGCAGAUCAGUCUAUUGAGAUCAAGGAGUUUUUUUGAGGAGGAUUUUCGAGAGCAUGAAACUGGUUUAGAAGCACCAGUCCUAUUAGUUUCUACCAAAACUCCUGUUUCUUAGUGCGUUACGUAUUUUUGAAAUAGUCCUCUUUUGUAAGUUAUUAUAUUGAAAGUUCUAUUAUGAGCUUGAUUUUGCCCGACAGCCGUUGUUCUGGAUUACUGAUUUGUUUGAAAAUGUCUGUGUGUAUGUAGAGUGAAGGAAUAAUUUGUUUUCAAAAUAUUUAUUGAAGGGUUUUGUUGGUUGGUGUUGGUUUUUUGUUUUGUUUUGUUUGUUUUGUUUUGUUAUGAAAAUACAAACUCACCUGUUAAACAAACAACAAAAAUAAUAAAAACCCUUACAUCUCUC